This is a messenger RNA of Tribolium castaneum (red flour beetle), 6259 nucleotides long. RefSeq lists its product as uncharacterized. The transcript is spliced from 20 exons. The record is from RefSeq and is a predicted model, not a curated record. Bases 24 to 6239 code for a protein of 2071 amino acids. NCBI's taxonomy places the organism in Eukaryota, Metazoa, Arthropoda, Insecta, Coleoptera, Tenebrionidae. Gene Ontology annotation, molecular function: protein binding; calcium channel activity. Gene Ontology annotation, cellular component: membrane. Gene Ontology annotation, biological process: detection of mechanical stimulus.
AGUUGGCUGUGCUCACGUCAAAAAUGUCGAAUUUUGCGCAACUCGCAGUAAGGUGUUUCCUUCUGUGUUCGGCGCUAAAUUUAAAAAAUGUUGCUGAAGGGUGGAAAGGAGACCCCCGAAUUCAUAACUGUUUCUGGAACUGGAAAAUCAUGGAGCGCAAUCCUUUUCCAACAGAUUACGCGGUUCACCUUAGUCCCAGAUGGAACGAUUAUCAGGAACGUUUAAAUUUUCCUGACAUGCCUUUUAUAAAUUACAGUUAUAAUUGGGAGAUGGAACAAAUUGACGGCAAUACCGUGCACAAAGUUGACGUUUCUGAAUGGAUAGACUUAUUACACAAUGCCAGGAUGAUCAUUCCGGCUUUUGCGCUCCGGCCCGGAAAAUACCAAAUCUACCCCAACAUCAAACCCCUAACCCCCGAUGUUCCGAAGGCAAUAAUAAAAUUUUGCCCUAUCUUGUAUUAUUCGAAAAAGCCGACGAUUCUGUUCGCGGGCGGCGCCCACCAGAUAGUGCCUCCCCAAAGUGAGCUCAUCGUCAGCGCUGAAUCCUCCUUUGACACGAAUCUGCGCAAGCGGAGCUACAAAGACCUCGCUUUCGAGUGGAGUUGCAAGCAGAAAAAAUCGUCAUUUUGCAAACAUUUGUCCGUUUCGACCGACAACCGCCUGGUGAUCCCCGCCGCCCACGUGCUGGACGGAGAUGUGAUCCAGGUCUCCGUGAAGGCCACAACAAAAGACUCCGGCAAAGGCGACAUCAUCAGCUCCAUCACCUCCAUAAAAAUUAUCGAAGUUCAGCUGAAUUCGGUCACUUUGGAGCUGGCCUGCGAGAAGAACUGCGUGCCAAAAUCGUACGCGGCCAAUUUUCGCGCCAUGACCUUUUUCCGCGUCACGUGUCUGCAGAACUGCGAACAGGUCAAAGAGGACGACUACCUGUGGACCAUCGAGAGGAAGGACAAAAAGCCGCUGGAUUUUGACUACGAAAAGAGCACGCAAUUCGGGCGAAACGUGUCCAAGUUUGUGAUCGAGGCGAGCGCCCUCAGAAAGGGCGACUACCUGGUGACGGUGCGGCUCAGAGAGUCGCACCCUUUGAAGGGCUACUCGCAGGGCGAGCUCAGCUUCGCGGGCAUGCCCCGCAUCAGCAACUGCCAGAUCUCGCCCCCCAAGGGCCUCACGCACCACUUCUUCAAGGUGUCCUGCAUCCAGACCAACAUCUACGAGAACAACGUCUACGAGCUGUACGCCGUGAAAAAGCCCAACACGGGGAAGCUGGCCGACGCCGAUUUGGUGGUUUCGGGGACGUAUCCGCUAGUUAACCACGAGGAGUUCCAGCUGCCCGACUCGGACACCUACGAGUAUAUUUUGAAAAUUAAGAGUUUGGGAGGGGCAACGCAGCAGUUUAAGCUCAAAGCCACCAUCACGUCCGAAAUGAAGAAAUACAACGAUUACAAUUUUAAAAUGGCACUCACGUAUCGCUAUGCGAAACUUGGCCACAAUGAAGUUCGCAAGAAUAUUUUGGCCGAGAACGCCGACAAGAGAAAACGAGGGCUGCAUGUGCUGAAGGCGGUGAUUGACGAUAUCGUCGAUAGAAAAUUUAAAAGUCCAGGUCUUAAGGAGUUUCUCACAAAGUUGAAGUUUAAUGUGGUGGAGGAUAUGUUGGCGGCGCCGCUGGACGACCUCGAUCAAGUGCUUCAAAUGAGCAAUGCAGUUUCAAAGCUGGUAAGUGACGACGCUGCGCCCGAAAGUGAUCCACUGUUCUCGAAAUUCACGACAACAUUUUGCAAAAAAAUGAUGGACAAACACCUGGAGAUGGUCCAGAACAAUGACUAUCCUCUCGAUCUCGUCGAUAAAGUCAGCAGAAUGUCAAGUUCUAUAACGACUUGUUUGGAAACGAACACAAAUCCAAAUUACAAGGCGAUCAAGCCCUUGGACGAUAUAAACAUAACCACGGAGGCUGCAGUCAUCGACGAGCCAAUCCUCACGGAAAACUAUGAAAAUUACGUCGACUUCGGUGACGAUUAUUACAAGAACUUGGAUUACUUGAAAGAAUCAACCUACAAUAUUAUCAAUGCGUCGGCUCAGGCGGCCAAGACCAUGGCGUUUGUGGCUGUGGCCGGCGAAAAAUUCAGCGAAACCGAAGGCUUGAAAAGUAAGACAGUCGCGGCGAAGGAUUUUGGUUACGAAUUGGUUAAAGUUCAAGUGAAAUCGCACGGAGUUACAGUCGUUCCGUCUCCAGACUUCAAGGACGACAAACAUUCUUAUGACAUUUUGCUCACCAGCUGGUGGAAGGACAUCAUGUGGUGGAACCCGGCGAAGACCAGAGUCUCCACUGAGAUCGCCAGCGUGCAAUUCUGGCACUCCUCGUGCAAGCAACGCGUGACAAAGUUCGAAAAACCGGCCGACAUCUACUUCCAAGUGAAAAACGGUACCAGAUUUAAGCCGAAACUGCUGGAGGACACGUUUGUGGUACCGGCUGGGUACCACGGCCUGACUGGUGAGCCUUUGGACCGCAGUGUGAAGGUCCGAAGGAUUGCCCUACCGCCCUUUCAAGCAAUAGACGUCCAGUUUGCUGUUUCGGACGUUUUCGAUGUCGUGUUUACCAAAUUUGAGUUCCCGACUUCUGAACACUUUGCUAAUGCCACCACAAUCAAGCCUGGAGGCGCCACAAGUUUGAGAUUUGUCAAUGACCGAAAGUACGCCAUUUGGGGCUAUGUGGGGGUUCUAGCCAGCAAGAAAGUGGGCUCUGAGGGAAGCCUCGCUUAUAAUAGUAGUUACGUGGUGGCAACGUGCCUUCGAUGGAUCGAUAAGAACAAUUCGUGGGUUUUUGCCUGUAGGUCAGGGAAACACGGUAAUAGCAGUGUUGUUCAUUGCGAAUGCAACGAGUUUUCCGUACUCGCGGGGUACUUGCGAGAUUACCGCUCCGACUUGCAAAAAGUCGAAGACGCGGAACUGGAACUGGUGCUUAAAAGUACCCUUACUAUUUUUAUAACUGUCGUAGUUACAUUUGGGCUUUAUUUAUUUCUCAUGUUAUUUGCAUUGAUCGGGAAGAAGUACCAAGUGUAUUUUUUGCCCGACAAUGACCGAAAAAGCCGGUUUGCGUAUCUUGUUGUUAUUAAAACUGGGAUUGGACGAUAUGCUUCUACCUCUUCCAACGUGACCGUUCGUCUAGUUGGUACCAAAAUGGCCAGCAUGCCCCAUGUUUUGAACUACCCUGACCCCAAAAUGCGCAUCUUGCAACGAAACAACCGCGAAGUGUUUGUGUUAGCCACAAGCGCCCAUUUGGGCGACAUCACCAAAAUCGAGAUUUGGUUCGACUGCACUGGACCGAACCCUGACUGGUACUGCCGUUUCAUCAUAGUUUACGACGUCCAAACGACACAGCAGUGGUACUUUAAUGUGAGAAAGCGGCUGGCUGUCACGAAGGGCGAAAGCUACAUCUCGUUAACCCCCACACCGAGCGGACAGGAAGCUCCAAAGAGGAAAUACGUACCGAAGUUUCGGAUCGCCAACCACAGCUGGAACCUGUGCCAAAGCGAGCUGAACUUCGGAUACGCGAAAAAACUAACUGCUAUUUUCUCCUCGGUGUUUAUGACCUACCUCAGCGCCCUUCUCCUCCACGGAACACCAAGUCUUGCCCUAAAGGACGGUCUCGACAAUUGCGAGUUUGAAGUCGAUUCCUUCACAGUCCUGGUGGGUUUGUUGAGCGCGCUUGUGGCCUUUACGUGCCAUAUUGCGAUCGCGUACUGCUUCAGGUUUUCAAAAGUGCAGUUUUCGCGAGAUAAAGACUACGCCAAGUUAUCGUUUCAUGUAACUAUAAUUUGUUGGUUGCUCCUCAUUGUUGUGAUGAGUGUCUCCAUUUCUGCAUUGGUGAUUAUGGGCUUUUGGGUGCCACCCAAUCACAGCUUGCGAUGGUUGACUUCCAGUGGUAUCGGUGUUGCUGCUGGUGCCAUUGUUUACGAAACACUUUUCUUGUUCUUCCUCAGUAUUUUGUGGAAUUUGAGGCUUGAAAAGGGAGAUAUAAUCGAGUGGGGUUUCAAAGACAUUUGGAAAAAUGUUGAGUACCAGAGGGGGUUCCUGCAUCGGAAAUUUGGUGAUUUUAUUUUGAGGCCGUACUUCCUGCACUUGUACCAACCACUGGACCCUAAACGAAUUACUCAAAAACAGGUGGUUGUGGAGCGCCGCCGCAACGUCAUAUCCGAAUUAGAAGACUUGGUCAUGUUUGGAAUCUACGUUGUGAUUUUGUACGUUGUGGUGUGGUCGAACAAGGACCGACUCAUCAUCGGUAGCAAGGAAACGAUGCAGGACCUAAUGGCCGGCAAUCACACCCGCACUUUGGCAUUUAGGAACGCUGGAACCCCUUUAGCUUUUUACGACUUUCUGAACGAAACUUUAGUACCAGUGAUACAACCAACACGGUGGUAUGGCAACUACGUGGUCGCUGAGCCGGGCUUAAUGCUUGACAUGAACAACAAAAUUAUUGGAAUUGCCCGUUUGCGCCAACAUCGACUCAAAAAGGAACUCUGUGAUCCACCCGAAAUUUUGGCUUUUUUGAAUUUGACGUGCGAGCCGGAAAUUACGUGGUGGCGCCAGGAGCACAGGCCAUAUGGCUAUGGUUGGGGCAAUUUCAGCAGUUAUUUCGUAUUCGAUCGGCUGCAGCAGAUUUGGCGCUAUUCGGGGGCUAUCAAUACUGGCACCUUUCCAUCAAUUGGUGAAAUAUCGUCGUACACGGGCGGCGGCUACGUGGGCUACCUGGGCCGCACCCUGUACAACACCUACGCCAACUUCCGGCGCUUUUUCCAAAAAGUCUGGAUCGACCACGGCAGUCGUUGCAUUUUCAUCGAAUUUCUCACUUACAACACCAACUACAACGUCUUCAACGCCAUUAGAUUGAUGUACGAGCACAGUGCCAGCGGCUACAGUGUGAACACAGUCGAAGUGAACGCCGUUCGCAUGCUCUUCGUCAAUAGGGAGCUGGAGAGCAUCACCGUGAUCGUGUUCUUCAUGUUCGUCGCCUGGGUUGGGGUGCUUUUCUUCAAGCAGUCGGUCGGCGUGAUUCGCAAAGGGAAAAGCUUUUACAAAGACGUGUGGUUUAUGGUCGACUGCGUCAUAAUACUGAUGAGUGUGGCUUGCACUGUGCUGUUCGUGGUGCGGAUGAAGAUGAUCGGGCGGUAUCUCGAUCACCUGGACAAGCUGAAGCACAACGAGUUCUCCAAUUACUUUUUCCUGUUUUAUUUGGAGGACUUUUUGCAAGUGUUCGCCGCCAGUUUGGUGUGCAUCGCCACCGUGCGGUUGUGGAAGUUCCUCCGGUUUGGGCUCUUCUUCCGCAUGAUGGAGUGCACCAUCUGGAAGAGUCUGGGACCGCUGCUCAGUUUCUCGGUCGCUUUCAUUUGCCUGCUGUCCGCCUUUGCCCUGCCUCUGGUGCUGCUCCGCGGCUCCGAAAUCCCCAUACUGAACAGAAUAAUCACGGUGGUGCGCCCGAUGUUCAUCAUGGCGCUGAGUGCCGGGGAGUUUCCGUUGAAGGAGUUCAUUCGGAACAGAAGUUCGGCGUUUUACAUCGUCUUGUACGGGCUUAUCGUGAAGAUCGUCUUCCUGAUCUAUAUCAUGAUCAUCAUGAUGGCCUACUCCACGGUCCAGAUGGAGUUUUCCAACGAACUUGAAGUUUACACUAUCAAGAACUACGUCCAAGAGCGCUUCAACUACUUCCCCAAGUACCUCAAGUACAAGUACAAGAGGCUGAGGUCGGGCCAAACCGCGCACAGGCAAGUGGAGCCAAAGCCGGACAAGUUCCUGUACGACAACAGUUUCUCGGUGGUGACGUCCAGGAUGAUGACGAUGAAGUACAUCGUCCGGUGCGUUUUUCGCAACAUGGUGAGGCGGGAGAGCGCGGGACUGGCCGACGGGGACGUGAGACUGAUGCUGGGAGUGAGUCGGCGGUUUUUGGUGAAGGCGCCGCCCAAAGAAGUGGAGGUGUUCUUCAAAGGGAGGGUUUCGGGGAAGAAGAUUUCGCUGAUUGACGAACGCAAAGUGGGGAAGAUUGCGAGUGUGGUGAGCGCGUUGCUGGCACAGAGAGGCCCCGAGGAGGCAGUGAGGGAGGAAGAAGGAGAAGUUAAGGCAAGUCGAAGCUACGAAGAGUGCGUUUCGAUGAUUAGGAGAAAUCGAGACACUUUGGGGAAGUGUGACUUGGAGCUGAAGCUGUUGUAUGAGAAGUUUGCCAGUUUUGAGUUAGAGCUGACAAGUGUGUUGAAAUAAAGUCGUUUAAGUUAAAAGUU